AUGACUGCGACGCCGGAAGUUCAGAAAUCCGUUGAAGAGAUCUUCACGAAGCUUCAAGGAGCUGCUGAUUGCAAUUCUUUGCUCAAAAAGCAUUUGACAAAGGACGUUGUCGCCAAGAACAAGUCCAAGAGGACUCGUCUCGGAGCCACGCUUCUCGACGUCAUCCAAUCUGGAGGAGAGAAUCUUGACUCUGGAGUCGGGAUCUAUGCACCGGAUGCCGAAAGCUACACACUGUUCGCGGAUCUCUUCAACCCAGUGAUUGAGGAGUACCACAAUGGAUUCAAAGCCACUGACACCCAGCCAGCUAUGGACCUCGGAGAGAAAAAUGUUGGUGAUCUCGCCGAUCUUGACCCAGAGGGAAAGUUCAUCGUGUCGACUCGCAUCCGUUGUGGACGUUCGCUCCAAGGAUAUCCAUUCAACCCAUGUCUUUCGGAGACGAACUACAAAAUGAUGGAAUCUCGCAUGAAAGAUAUCUUCAGCAGCAUCACUGAUCCCGAGCUCAAGGGAACGUACUAUCCGUUGACUGGAAUGGAUGAGGAGACGAAGAAGAAGCUCAUCGCUGACCACUUCUUGUUCAAAGAGGGAGAUCGUUUCUUGAAGGCUGCCAACGCCAAUCGUUACUGGCCAAAUGGACGUGGUAUUUUCCACAACGAGAAGAAAACCUUCUUGGUUUGGGUGAAUGAGGAGGACCACUUGCGUAUCAUUUCAAUGCAAAACGGAGGAAACGUUGGUGAAGUUCUCGGACGUCUCAUCAAAGGAUUGAAUCUUGUUGCCGCCAAGGCUCCAUUCGCCCGUCAUCCACGACUCGGAUGGCUCACCUUCUGCCCGACUAACUUGGGAACCACUGUGCGCGCAUCAGUGCACAUCAAGUUGCCGAAGAUCUCCGCAAAGGACGAUUUUAAGAAGAUCUGCAGCGACAUGAAGCUCCAGAUCCGUGGAAUUCAUGGAGAGCACUCCGAGUCGAAGGAAGGAAUCUACGACAUCUCCAACAAGCAACGUCUUGGGCUCACCGAGUAUCAGGCCGUUCGCCAGAUGUACGAUGGUGUCAAGAAGCUCAUCGAGCUCGAGAAGGCCGCUGCUUAA
Molecule: messenger RNA, 1083 nt
Organism: Caenorhabditis remanei
Lineage: Eukaryota; Metazoa; Nematoda; Chromadorea; Rhabditida; Rhabditidae
Exons: 3
Coding region: 1-1083 (360 amino acids)
Biological process (GO): phosphocreatine biosynthetic process
Molecular function (GO): creatine kinase activity
Source: RefSeq, a predicted model, not a curated record